AUGAAUACAACUGCGUCUGACAGCGUCUUUGAUUUUAUAACUAAAUAUUCACUUUAUAGCAGUUGUCUCAUACUCACGUUAGGCAUAUUUGGUAAUUUAUUGAAUAUUCUGGUUUUCACGAAACUGAAAAUCUUCCGAAGUAAUCGAUCUGCAUUCUACUUAACCAUUGAAUCAAUCUCGAAUCUUUUAUUUCUCUUAUAUAUCAUCAGUUUGAAUAUUCUUAUCUGGAUUUACUCGAUCGAUGCGACAGAAUAUUAUCCAAUUUGGUGUAAACUUCGAUAUGUUUUACUCCAAGCACUGAUAUUAAUCUCUUAUUCAAUGAUCUGUUGCGCAGCAAUCGAUCAAUAUUUUUCAACGAACUGUCGUUUACAUUUCCGACAAGUGUGUACAUUGAAACUGACUCGAUAUGUGGCUUCCACACUCAUGUGUAUUUGGAUUGCCCAUAGUAUUCUAUUCGGAUGUUUUUCGGAUAUCCAACCUGGAUAUGGGUGUGUACUCUCAAGUCGUAUUUAUCGACAGUAUGUAACAUAUUUUGUCUAUCCAGUCUUCAUUGGUCUGUUGCCGAUCUUCACGGCAUCAGUGUUUAGUUUAUUAGCUUUUCGUAACGUACGUCAUAUCAUUCGACGGCAAAGUUCUAUUAACCGUCGUCGGCUAGAUCGACAAAUGACUACACUUGUGCUUACACGUGUGAUUAUUUUUGUUUGUCUGGGAACACCUUAUACUAGUUUUCGAAUAUAUUCUUUAAAUUCCUCGGUUCCUCGAAAUAAACCAAUGAUAUUUGCGAUUGAGCAAUUAUUACAAUGCAUAUUUACGUUUUUAAUCGCUUUGAAUUCUUCGAUUAGCUUUUACAUUUUCGCGAUUUGUUCAUCUCGUUUUCGUCGACAGGUGAAGUCUGUUUUCGUGAAAAAGUGCUGGAAACGAUGGAAGUGUGUAUGUUGUUCAAGAUGUCCUCUUAACUUUCAAGAGAAUCAAUUAGCGUCUCAUUCAAACAUGGAAUAUGAAGAUCCUAAUUAA
Molecule: messenger RNA, 1014 nt
Organism: Adineta ricciae
Lineage: Eukaryota; Metazoa; Rotifera; Eurotatoria; Adinetida; Adinetidae
Source: the annotation of a GenBank genome assembly